AUGACACGUACUAAGAACUUUGCAACAAUAGUGAAUAAAGAUGGUAAUGACACCAUGCAGACGAUGGAAAAUGUCAUUGAGCCUAUUCCAAUCAAACCAGUCGAUAUAGUUGAUGGAGAACACGUGGUGGAAUGGACAGAAGUAGAAGUUGAUCGUAUGAACAUAAUUGAGAAGCUCCAAUAUGCUGUAAUUGGUAAGUUCUCAUAUGGUUGGCUGGAACUUGAAGAAUUGAGGAAUCGGAUUCCAUUGCAGUGUGGGAUUAAAGGAGACUGUCGUAUUGGAUUGUUUAGAAAUAGACAUAUCCUUAUGAGGUUUGAAAGGUUUAAAGACUACCUACAGAUAAUGGCAAAAACGACUCAUUACAUUAAGUCGAGAGAUGGAGGAAUGUACCAGAUGAGGCCUUUGUUAUAUGAUACUAGAUUCAAAAUUGAUGAGGAAACUACAAUGGCGAUGGCUUGGAUAUCCUUUCCAAAUUUAUUGCCAACUAUCUUUGUGAAGAACUCUUUAUUCUCUCUAGCAUCAGCAGUUGGUAAACCGUUGCAUCUGGAUAUGGCCACUAUUAAUAAAACUCGACCAAACUGUGCUACAGUUAAAGUUAUAGUAGAUCUUGCUGCUAAUCUUCCAAAAGUAGUUAACAUGAAGAUCACAGAUGAGAAGUAUGGUAUUUCUAGGAUUGUCAAGGUACAAAUUCAGUAUGAUGUUUUACCCAAAUACUGCACAAGGUGUAAGAUGCAGGGUCAUAAUGAAGAAGGUUGCAGGAUCUUACAUCCAGAACUGAGAGUGGUACAUGUAGAAAAAGAAGACAAGGGAAAGACUGCAGAAUCUCAAGAUGCUUAG
This is a messenger RNA of Lycium barbarum (goji berry), 837 nucleotides long. RefSeq lists its product as uncharacterized. Bases 1 to 837 code for a protein of 278 amino acids. The transcript has a single exon. NCBI's taxonomy places the organism in Eukaryota, Viridiplantae, Streptophyta, Magnoliopsida, Solanales, Solanaceae. The record is from RefSeq and is a predicted model, not a curated record.